Messenger RNA from Peronospora belbahrii, 1185 nucleotides. The record is from the annotation of a GenBank genome assembly. Lineage: Eukaryota; Oomycota; Peronosporomycetes; Peronosporales; Peronosporaceae.
AUGGCGUUACCUACACCGUUACCCGAUCGCGUUAGCUACGUCGAGGCAUAUCGUCGCUUUGUAACAUUAGAGAGAUCUAGUACAGUUGUUUCGAAUAUGGAUACAAGGACAUAUCAGGAUCAAUUAACACAAUCGUUGGAAUAUAUGAAAAAAUGCAUUUACCAGCGACAGAUGGACGGCAUUUUGUCCACGAAUGAGCGUUUCUUUGAGCUACAAAACACGCAACUUUAUGCUUUUUGUAUUGAAUCUUAUUUAGGUAUUCUUCUACCGAAACAAUCCUUCUAUCAUUAUGUGGAAAAAGAUACAAAACCACAAGAACAAUUGAAGCAAAUGGAUGAACAACUAAAGCACCAAGUCUCUUCUAUCAAUCACAUGCGUAAUAUUGUUGAUCGUGUCAAGUUAUUACAUGAAUCUGAUGUAUUUCUGACUGAAUAUUUGAAUCAUGCUGAGCGUGUUGGUCUUCUUACAGAAAAGAAACGACGUGAACAGCAUGAACGUCUUGAGAGUAAACAGUUUUCACUCUCCAGAGACGACAAGAUUCAACGAUUUCAAAUGCAGCGAGAGAUGGAAAAGAAAUUGAUUGAAAUACAGAAACGACGUGAUGAAAAGAAUAAUAUUCAGUUGGGAAAUGGACUGAAAGAAGAUGAAAAAGAACUUGAUGAAGAAGAUGAUGAUACUGACGACAUGGAGCGCGAAGAAUUGAUGACAUACAUUCAAUUAUCAGUACUAAAAUGUAUGGAAGAACAAGCGUGUAUUAAUCAAGAAAAGGAUAUGCUUGAAACGAUGUUAAAAAUGAAUGCAGACACGGACAAGCAGGAUUUGUUCUCGGAAGCGCAUCGACCGCCACCGCCACCUCAAGGACAGGGACUUGAGGUGACGCGCAUUAAUCCACAGCUGGAGAUGCGACGCGAGACCAUUCGGUCGGGAGUGUUUAAACCUGGUCACCGUCUACCAACAAUGACGUUAAACGAGUAUGCGGACCACGAAGUGGCUAAUGCCGUGGAGCGCCAGAAAAGAGAAGAGGAAGCACCAAAGGGACCACGCCGAUAUGACCAACUUGUGGAGGACGGAGAUGAAGACAAUGACGCAUUAGUAGAAGAGGCGACAUAUAAGGACCGUGCUUGGGAUGAUUGGAAGGAUGCAAACGAGAAGGGAAUUGGCAACAAGGGGGGCUCACAGUUCUAG